Molecule: messenger RNA, 5427 nt
Organism: Anthostomella pinea
Lineage: Eukaryota; Fungi; Ascomycota; Sordariomycetes; Xylariales; Xylariaceae
Source: the annotation of a GenBank genome assembly
AUGAACCUUCCGCCGCGCGACCUCGACCCACACCCGAAUACCAUCCCACGCCCGCAACUGGCCGCCGACACGCCAUCUGACACCAUGAACGACCCCUCCGCCAUCCUUCCCCAGGCCGCCGACAAUGCCUCCAACCUUGAUCCCGAUGCAUGUCGAAUAUGCAGGGGAGAGGGCACCGCCGACGAACCGCUAUUCUAUCCGUGCAAAUGCAGUGGCAGCAUCAAGUACGUCCAUCAGGACUGUCUGAUGGAGUGGCUGUCGCAUUCACAGAAGAAGCAUUGCGAGCUCUGCAAGACCCCCUUCCGCUUUACCAAGCUGUACUCUCCCGACAUGCCCAAGCGAUUGCCGCUCAACGUGUUCAUCAGCCACAUGACCAGGUACCUGUUUCGAAAAAUCCUCUUCUGGCUGAGGGCUGCUUUGGUGGCGACUGUCUGGCUCGGCUGCCUUCCGUACUGCAUGCGCUGGGUCUGGUCCUUCUUGUUCUGGGUCAGCGACGAGGGCUUCGGUGCCAGCCCAUCUCCACUCGAUCCCCGGAAUGCGACUUCACUACGUGGCGGCGAUCCGGCCUCGGUAUCUGUCACCGGCACCGGCACCACCACUUGCCCCUCAACUCCUCUGCUGGCGUCCUCAACUACCGCGGCCACCCUGGGAGGCGCCAUGGACCACCUGCCACUGUCAAGCCUGUUGAAGGCAAUAUCGAAACCUCUGGAUGUAGCGAACCACUCGUGGCUGCGAAUAUUGUUCACCAGACCUAACACGACCGGGAGCAUAGCACAGCAGUCGCUCCAUCUCUUCAACGUGUCUUACGUCGACAAGCCUGCCGUCUCGCCUGUGCCUCACCAACACGGUUCUUUGCUUAGCGAUAUCACAAUUCUCAACAACAUUACCCGUAACCCGACUAUCAACCGAACCAUUGUUGCUGUGCUCGAAGGUCAGGUCAUCACUCUCCUCGUUAUUGUGUGCUUCAUCUUGAUCAUCCUGGUUAGAGACUACGUGGUCCAGCAACAGCCCGAGAUCAACAUGCGGGCCGCUUUUGCUGCCGCCGAGAAUGAUAUGCCACCGGCAGCCGCGCCUCUGGAUGCCGCACGGCAAGGGCCAGACCCAGACGACGUCGUAGACAACGACAACGACAGCGACUACGAUUCUACGACGGCCGUGGACGGUGACGGGACCGCUGCGACGCCGAAUGAACUCCAAAGAGAACUAGAAAAUAUGCGACUGCGACCGAUUGCUGGGUUUCGCCGCAGACCGACCCGACAGGAUGACGAUGAGCCAGUGCCGGAAAGCGGUACUGGGGCUGGUUCCCACACCCCUGCUUCCCCUAUCACUACCCCCGGGGCUCUUGGGCAUGAGGCCAGUAAUCCUUCAGUCCACACAAGCGACCAGCAUCUCGUCAACGAACUUCUAUCGAGCCGCACCGAGCAUGGCGAUCAUCUCAGAAGGCGCACAGGAAAUGAUGGUCAAGAUACAUCGCAGACUACGGUGAAGGAGUACUUGCGCAUAUACAGAGAAGCUGGAGGCGACCGAGAGAGGAUUCUCCAAACCAUUCAAGACGAGGGUCUCGAAUACCGACUCCGGUAUUGGGUUCGCGUGACUCAUGCAAUGGCUGCUGCGGACGGGCCCUCUGCUGUCAACAACAGAAGCAACCCCGCGUCGGCAGGUCCCGUCGUCAACGCAGGAACACUCGAUGAGCGGGACUCAAACCAAUCAUUCUCGAUAUCAGGCUCGCUCCUGGCCCACGGCGCUGAUAGUGAUAGCUCGAGUUGGACAUGGGCUGAAAGUGAAGAUGGUAAUGAUGCCAAUGACUUGAACCGCGAGAAGGGUAAAGGGAGGGCUGAAGGACUCUUUGAUCUCGACGAGUCUGCUGAUGCGGAGCGUACCUCAGGAUGGCCAUCAGGACCACGUCCGGGCGCUUCCUCAACUGAAGACGCGCAAGAUGCCAGCGACUCGCCAGCGCUCUUGUCAAGCAGACCUCGGGCCGUUUCUGAUGGUCCCCAGCACCACGAAGCCAUCAAUCCACUGGCCAACAACAACUGGUCGUUCUCAGGCAUACCUGCAGAACGCCCUCCGCAAGCUGAAGAUAUCUCUGACGUGGCAGGCUUCAGUUUGACCCCUUCGACAGGCCAGUCCGCGUCGUCGCUACGCACUACAGAAGUCCUGACGCCUGCUUCCGUCGGAGAUGAGAUCGCUUCACCGAGUGUCGAUGCUCAUGCUGCUCAAAUAACCCAUGCACUUCCCAGUGAACCCGUGGAAACGAGGCAAAUAAUACUGGAUUCGCAUCACGAGGACGCCAACGCCAGCGCGACGCACCACCCAACCCCAGAUGAAGUGGGCGAGGGAGCGUAUAGGGGUGAGGGUGCCCUAGACGUAGGUGCAGCUCCUAAUGCUGUAGCUCAACGGCCAGGCAGCAUUGUCGAUCGAAUGGCCGAUUUCAUGUGGGGUGACGUCCAUCCAGGCCCCGCAGACGAAAUAGAGGCCGAAGAAGCUGUAGACAUCUUUGGCGACAAUCAGAAUGCUCCGUUUAUGGACGACGGCGGCGAUGGCGAUGAUGACGAAGAAGAUGAACUCGACUUGGUUCCCGACGUUAUGGAGGCUGCAGUCGCCGCUGGCUUAGACCCAGAAGCGAUUGAAGACGCAGAGGAUUUUGAGGGAAUCAUGGAGCUGAUCGGCAUGCGUGGGCCAGUGGCCGGUCUCCUCCAAAACGCCAUUUUCUGCGCAUUGCUUGUAUCGAUCACCAUCUUCAUGGGCAUUUUCGCCCCUUAUAACAUUGGGCGAGUGACCGUGUGGACCAUUGCCAACCCGACUCGGCUCAUUCGGAUGGCGUUCAGUUUUGCCAAAUCCGUGCAGGAUGGCGUGUUGUUAGUUGGCGGAUACUCGUCAACCGUCAUCUUCACUCUCAUCGAAGGACUGCGGCUAUCUCUGAGAAUGGACCAGGGGAAACAUGUGAUGCGCUCUUUAAUACUCAACGCCAAGCACAUUUCAGCAGGCGCCUUUGACAGAAUCGCGAGCAGCUUCAUGUCUGAGAUUCCGCUGAUAUCUGCUAGCGAGAUGCGCAACUUUUCAGCCAUCAGCCACGAAGCUCUCAUCCGCAUCAAGGGCGAUAUCUUCUACGCCGCCUCGGCCGUUGCACACCUUAUGGUCUACCUCUUCGGUGGGAACUAUGCGGCCAAGUGGACGGCAGCAAAGACCUUUGCCAAUGUGGCUGGAUCGGCCGCUGUAGGAUUCGUGAAGUCCAUUCCUGGCAUUGCCGUCCAACCAGGAACGUGGGUAAUCAACUUGCAACUGCCCGAAGCAGCGUCCGCGGUAGAUCCCAACCUCGUGUUCUGGAGUUCCCACGACAGGGCGUGGGCCGUCGUACUCGGGUACCUUUCGCUGUCAGUUCUUGCUGGCCUGUAUCUGAGACGAGGAACACCGUUCUCGACCGGACAGACUGCGCAGGAAUGGGAAGCGUCAAUCAUCGACGCCCUCAACCAAGCCAGCGGCGUUAUGAAGGUGAUUCUGAUUAUCAGUAUAGAGAUGCUGGUUUUCCCGUUAUACUGCGGCCUCCUGCUUGACUUUGCCCUGCUUCCCCUCUUCGAGAACACGAGUCUCAAAUCGCGACUUCUCUUCACCUAUAAUCAUCCGCUCACCUCCAUGUUUGUACACUGGUUCGUCGGUACCGGCUACAUGUUCCACUUCGCCCUGUUUGUGUCCAUGUGCCGGAAGAUCAUGCGGAAAGGCGUCCUAUACUUUAUUCGUGAUCCAGACGACCCAGAGUUUCAUCCAGUCCGUGAUGUUCUUGAGCGCAACGUCACUACCCAACUGCGCAAAAUUCUUUUCUCGGCCUUCGUUUACGGAGCCCUCGUCGUGGUUUGUCUGGGCGGGGUAGUCUGGGGGCUCUCUUUGACCCUGCCCGAUGUCCUGCCAAUCCACUACUCCUCAAAUGAGCCGGUAUUGGAGUUUCCAAUCGACCUACUGUUCUACAAUUUCCUGAUGCCGCUGGCCGUGAAAUUCUUCAAACCCGGUGAUGGUCUGCAUGCGAUGUAUACCUGGUGGUUCCGCACCUGCGCUAGAGGAUUGCGGCUCACGUGGUUCUUGUUUGGCGAACGACGCGUCGAUGAGGAGGGCAAGCUGACACUCAAAGAUGACUCGCCACACCGCAAUCUUCCGUGGUGGCGGAGGGUCUUCCUCGAAGUGGAUAACCAGAACAGGGUCAUCCCCAAGACGUGGCACGACUUGUUCGACGGUGGAAAAGCCAAGCCCAGCUCGAAAAUCCCGGCGGCCGAGAUGGGUGUAUUUAACAUAAUUAAGAAGCGACUUGUUGAUUCCGGACAGCUCAUCACCAAUGGUCGGUUCGUGCGUUCACCAGCCUCCGACCAGGUCAAGAUCCCCAAGGGGCAAGCAGUGUUUCUGGACGUUUCGGAGCAGGACACCAGGAAGGACGGCAAGCCGGAUCGGCCCGAUACAGAUCUCUACUCGGGAAUCCACUACCAAUUUGUCUACGUGCCUCCCCUUUUCCGUGCUCGCAUCUUCCUCUUCAUCCUCUUCAUAUGGAUGUUUGCGGCCAUCACGGGGGUCGGUUUCACCAUUGUGCCCUUGGUUUUUGGUCGACGCAUGUUCAAGGUCCUCAUCCCGUCUCACAUUCGCACGAAUGACAUAUAUGCCUUCAGCAUUGGUAUCUACGUGCUUGGCUCGAUAGGUUACUUCGUUUUCCACUUGCGUUCGGUGCUGACUCAAUUCAGAGUCUGGGGCGCAACUGCCGUCGACUCGAUGCUUGACCGCCGCGCGAUCGAGCGAGCUCUGCGCCUUGGGCGACGCGCGGCGCGAAUCUUUUACACAUAUACCGUCCUCCUGAUCAUCUUCCCACUUCUCAUCACACUACUGGUUGAGCUAUACGUGCUCAUGCCGCUGCACACGUACAUGUAUGCUACCGGGACGGAGACGCCAUCACGUUUUGGCGGGCUGCGAGAUGGCCACACCAUCCGAGUGAUACAGGCGUGGACGCUGGGCAUACUCUACCUGAAACUCGGCUCGCGAGCUCUGACGCUGUACGGAGGACGUCCCGCCCAUGCAGUGCGGGCCGUGCUGCGGCAGGGCUGGUUGUACCCCGAUGUCGGGGUGCUUACCCGUGCAUUUGUGAUUCCUGGAGUCACGGCCUCGCUGGUGAUGAUCUUCAUGCCCCCAAUAAUAGCAUGGGCAGCGAUUAGUCAGGGCGUGGAGGGUGACUCGGGCGUGAGCCACGAGAUGCAAGUGUUGGUCUUCCGGCUGGCAUACCCAGUCACGGCCCUCUUCUGGGCUGGCCUCCUCAUUACACGGAACAUGGUACGGGUGUUUGGAGGCUGGCAAGUGCGCAUCAGGGACGAGGCGUACCUUAUAGGGGAACGGCUUCAUAACUUUGGUGGCACAUCAUCCAAGGUUUCGGUCUGGAGGGGGAGCGCGAGGCUCUAG